Neodiprion fabricii is the source of this 3336-nucleotide messenger RNA. Its product is annotated as MAPK-interacting and spindle-stabilizing protein-like. Bases 616 to 1404 code for a protein of 262 amino acids. The record is from RefSeq and is a predicted model, not a curated record. The transcript is spliced from 3 exons. Lineage: Eukaryota; Metazoa; Arthropoda; Insecta; Hymenoptera; Diprionidae.
CAACCCGAUUCUCGAGUUGUAAGAUCGCUCGUAGCUCGACCUACCGCGACUUACUCGACAAACGGUGAGGCGGGCGGAAGAAAGCGGAGAGAUAGGCAAGGGAGUCGGCUCGGAAUGGCGUCUCUUUUCGGGCGCCAGAAGUCUGUGGUUAUAACAGUAUAACUAUUCGGCGCAUGCGCGUGCCCGAUUACGUGGUGUAUAUGCGUUGAUACGCAAUUCCUCGACCGCGGAGCUAGUGAGGCCUGGCCUAAUUACUCUCACAAGAACAAUCCGUGGUUUCUUUUUAGUGCUGCACAGUGUCCGUUAUCUUUCGUCGAUAAUAGUGGUUUGAUAUUUUCUUAUUUUUUUCCGUGUUAGCCUUCCAACUCGGAGAUAGAGGUUGACGUGAUAACACUGGCGCUUUGCAGUUAGUGAAAAGUUGAUCCGAAAUACAUUCCAAUCGAGGUGUAACUGUAGCCGAUUGAUAAAACGUGUCGUGAGGGUAAAGUGAAUUUGAAAUUUGCCAUUGUUAACAACUCGUAGCCAAGCAACUUGAUCGGUUGUCAAUUUUCCUGACCACCUGUUGCACCCUCGUCAGUGGCAGAUAAUUCGCCUGCACACACCCAGCAUUCAAUCAUGGAUCCGUCAAGGUUCAACGGCACCACUAUGGCGUCCAGCAAAGAGACAGAGGCCUUGAGGACCACAGAGCAGAGACACGUAGGCGCCACGUCGGGCCACGAUAGCCAGACGAAUCCUUCGGCUUCCCUGCUCCAAUUUGGUCAGCACAAUCCGGGAGUACCCAGCAUGGAACCGCCGCCUUACAGCUCAGUCGUGACUCAGGAUUCCCAAGCCUGGCAUAACCCCCCUGGCACCUUUUCCAGCGUCAAUGGUCAGGCUCCGUAUCCCACCGGUCCGGCACCCUACCCUACCGACGGAGCUCCCGCUUUCGAGGUCCCCUCGAAGGCCCCGUACCCAACAGCCCCCGUGGUCAGCUCACCCUAUCCAGCGGUAUCCGGGAUCACCAGUCAGCCAACGUUCACGCCUGGACCCGCCAGCCAAGCGCCGUAUCCCGUAGCCGCGAUGCCGAUGCCGACGCCCAUCACGACGACUGGGGGACAAAUCGGCUUUACGAACCCCCUGACGACGGAACCGAAGUCAGCGACGUCGGGAUACCAGCCCGCGGGGUACGAACCCCUGAAUAACCAGGGGAUGAUCUAUCCGACGCAGUCAGGUGCCGGCGGCCAGUAUUAUCCGGUACAGAAUCCUUACCAGCAGAACCAGGUGCCUCCGCCGCAGACGGUUUACGUAGUACAGAAGAACGCUGACACAAGUACAACUGAUGACGACUGCGCUAUGCUGGCCUGUUGUUUGGCCAGUUGCUACUGCUUAUGCGAGUGCCUCAAAAUCUGCAUUUCGACCGACUAGUAAUACAUAUUAUAUUUAAUAUAUUCGGCUUAGCUUCCUUAAAUGUCGUUAGGUGUAGCAGCGAAACCACUAAUGCGUCUACUGGGGAUUUUCCACUCUCCUCACAAACGACGAAUGUAUAGUCACUCGUCGAUAAUCAUAAUCUACCUCAUUUUUCCGUCAACGUAUUAGCAUUUUAGUGGACGAAAGAAAUGACCGAUUUUUUUCGAUCAUGUAACCGAAUGCCGACAGGUUUUACAGCCGGCUAAUCAGUUUCAAGUAAUUCAAUUAGUAACCAUUUUUGCAAUAACCAUUUAUUGCGAAUCGUUUCUGAAUUGCAACGAUGAAAAUCAAAAUUCAGUUCCGCUUCGAUUCUAACUUUUUCGUUAUUAAAUACGUUACUCUGUAGAUUGGUUCAAGCGUGUAAGCUUUGCGGAUUCUUAUAUGGUACAAUAGUAUGGUCUAAAGCGCGGGUGAAUUAAUGUUCGUUUGUAAUUUAUUGCAGCGGUAGUGAUACGGAAACAGCUUGGCGUGUGGUGCGAAUCCGUCACGAUCAAGUUAAUAUGUUUCACAGUCUUCGUAUGCCCGUUUUUUAUUGCGAGAAACCUCCUAUGAUGAACACUGCGCGUUGUAAUAUAUUUUAGAUACAGGUACAACAUCUACAUCUUUGUAAGAUCUGCAUACAAAAUGUAAUGGCAAAUUUUUCUCUUCGUUUCUUCAUUUGCACAUUUCAGCCCAUGCUGCUAGCACACUUGCCAUCAUUUAUGACUGAAAGUGGAAUAUCAUUCGGCUUGUAAAAAUUGUGCAAAAAGCCUUGAUCAACCACCGAACACUUCAAUUGCGAGGCCUAAUCGAAGCCAAAUGUACAGCACUUUUACAUAUGAACAUCCAUCUUAGAAUAUAAAGCGAACAGAAGUCUGUGUUAGGAUUUUAUAAUAAGAAAUAACUUUCGGAUCUUCUAGAAUCCUUUUCUUCUUUUUGAAAUAAUUUACAGUGCCAUUCCGUAACUGGAUCAUUUAUAUUUCCAUUAUAUUAGGAGAUUUGAUUUCACAGAUGACUAGAAGAUGUCGAGAAGAUACUUUAACUCCGGUCAACGCUUCGAAGAAGACUUGAUGAACUUGGUAAACUCUGAUUAACGGAAAUGUUGGGCUGUUAAAUUUUGUGUGCAUAUAUAUAUGGCAAAACUGUGAAUUCAGUGCCAAUUCUGCGGAAACAUAACGUUGCCAAUAUGCGCGACGGAAUUGUGUGCCUUUGAAAGUAUUUGAAAGCAAAGCUGCUCAAAUUUAUCGUUUGACCGCUAACGUAGGCGAAUAUGUGAUUUUCUGUACCUAUAACACGACAAAUCCAUGAAAAGAUUUAAAAUUGAUUUGAGGCUGAAUAGAAUUAACCGUAUAAAUACUCUUGUACCGCGUUUAAACUUAGAAGCUUUAUUCGGGCAGUUCACUAUUCUGCAGUAUCUGGUAUGACAUGACCGGAAUUAUUUUUUUUUUUUUUUAAGAACCACAAUUAGCUACAAUCGUUUACCAUUAAAGCUUAUGGCUACAUGACUGUGGAAAAAGACGUCGUCACUAUGAUAUGUCAAAUUAACGUACAUGCGAGAGGGGAAAACUAUAUUACAUUAUUACAUACUUUUAAAUAUUCUAUACAUGUAUAAUCUAUCAUAUACUUUACCCGAUGCAUGUAUUAACACUACUAAUAUUAUUAUUGUUUUACCGUGAGCGUAUGUUGAGGAAUCUACGUAUAACAUGGGAUGAAGAUUUUAAAUUUAUAUCUUGCGAUCAUAGGCCAAAACUCAGUCACAUUACAGAAAUAUCCCUACCUAUACAAGUAUAAAUAUUGUACUCAUACGUUUAACUCAUACAUUCUACUUCAUAGAAUACAUAUUGAGUUAUAGCGGAUAGAUUGUAGGUAAUGGAGAGUUACUUCAAUGAAUAAUCAAAACAUGAUAAAUUU